AUGUGCCUAAAAGUAGCUUUAAGUUCGUUAAUUUUUUUAGCUAAUAAUGUGUUAUGUAGGAAUGCUUAUCCAAGCUUAGGUAGUGUUCAUAAUUUUUCGUACAAUGAGCUAGGAGAUCAUACUAUGGUUACUGAUAGUGAGAUAUUUCCUUACGUUUGUGCUAUCCUGAGGAAGUCCACGUAUAUAAGUGCUGGUGCCCUGAUUGAUGAGAGCUGGGUUUUGACUGCUGGCGAUGCACUGUUCCUUGUCAGAGAGUCAGCGAGAGAACUGCGCGUACGACUAGGCAGUAUCAACUACAAGAAAGGAGGAAUACUAACGCCGAUCAAACUAUUCGAAAUCCACCCAUACUUCAGUGAUACGAAGCCAGAAUUCGACAUAGCAUUGAUAAAACUACCAAAACCAGUGAGAUUGACGCCAAAUUUGAACCCAAUAAGGUUGCAGAAGAGAACCAGAGAAGUGACAGCAACGCAUUAUAUAGUUACGUCAUGGCCUAUGCCUUUGCUUCAACAGCUUAAGUCCAUGGAAAUGAUCAAAAGACGACGCAUAUUGACGGUCUCCCACCUGCAUCCAUCAAAUCCUGAGAAAUGUGCUGAAGAAAUGGAAGGUUUAGACAUAAAUGCGACAAAUACCCUCAUGUGUUUGGACCUCUCAAUAGGAAUGGAGCCCUGUUCGCGAGACGUUGGCGCCCCAGUGGUCUUAAAUGGUAUUCUUUGGGGCAUCAUCUCUUCAUGGAAACCUGAAGACUGCGAGUUGGAGGCAGGUCCGUCGUUUGUAACCCUUGUAUCUCCUGGAGACAUCAGCUCCUGGAUACAUUCCACCGUCAGAGGUCACAGGUGGAGCAAGCGGCACACGGUGAAAUUUGAAAUAGCAUUUUUACAAUCUUGUAUAACAAGUGGUUACAAAGUUUGA
This is a messenger RNA of Pectinophora gossypiella (pink bollworm), 909 nucleotides long. Its product is annotated as hypodermin-A-like. Gene Ontology annotation, biological process: proteolysis. The coding region runs from base 1 to 909 and encodes 302 amino acids. NCBI's taxonomy places the organism in Eukaryota, Metazoa, Arthropoda, Insecta, Lepidoptera, Gelechiidae. The transcript has 6 exons. Gene Ontology annotation, molecular function: serine-type endopeptidase activity. The record is from RefSeq and is a predicted model, not a curated record.